UGCCGAUUCACCUACAGCCUCCUGUCGUACAAUGCUUCCCCUCAGCAGUUUUCCGAAGGUUCCGAGACAGGAGAUGCUGAAGAUCGGGCAUCGGGCCUCCGCAUUGAAGAGCAGACGGGUUUCUUAUUGCUUGUCUAUUCGGCCAAUCGACUGCGUUUCUCGACUGCAGCCUCGGCAGCCGCCAACCAACGGGUCGGCAACCAAGUGUCGCUACAAGUGCUUGUUUCUAGCCAGGAAGCCCCUCCUGUCAGUCAUCUGCUAUACGCCUUGCAGAAUAGACCAGAUAAAGACGCUGUGGAAACGGGGCAAUGGAGGAGUAAAGUAGUUGUUAGUGUUACAAUCUACUUUGUCGCUUCGGCUGGUCAUCUCCCAGUUUUUGUCUCUACUGCCGGCCAGACCUGA
Protopolystoma xenopodis is the source of this 402-nucleotide messenger RNA. The record is from the annotation of a GenBank genome assembly. NCBI's taxonomy places the organism in Eukaryota, Metazoa, Platyhelminthes, Monogenea, Polystomatidea, Polystomatidae.